AUGUAUAUCCUUGCUCGAGGGAACGACGCUAUCAAGGUCAACCCUAUCACCGGUGUUGAUGAAUCACUGACCAUGCAUGGUUCUGACUGGCUAUGGGCUGUCACUGCUAUCUAUUGCUUCGUGCUCAUUGGUUGCCUUGUGAUGUCUUUUGCCGCAAAAGAAAGCCAGCGGGUCUUUCAUUACCUUUUCACCUUCAGUCUUCUGGUGGGCGCUAUAACCUACUACGCUCAAGCGUCCAAUCUGGGUUGGAGUCGCGUCGAUCAGGUGAACAAUCUCGGCAAUGGCGACAUCCGCCAGGUGUUCUGGGUCAAAUAUGUGAACUGGAUGCUGGCAUUUCCUUCGGUCACUCUCGCACUUGGGCUGAUCUCGGGUGUUUCCUGGACUACUAUCAUCUGCAACAUUUGUCUCUCUCUCUUCUGGGUUGGGAGCUACCUUGCAGGUGCCUAUGUGCCUUCCUCCUACAAAUGGGGAUUCUUCGCCUUUGGGACAUUUGCAUGGCUCAUUCUUGCUAUGAGCACCAUCAAUGAAAGCCGGGAAGCAGCUCACCUGGUUGGUAUUGAUAAGGAUUACAUCAUGCUUUCAGGUUGGACGAACCUCUUAUGGAUAAUCUACCCUGUUGCCUGGGGUCUGACCGACGGGGGCAACAGGAUUGGCGUUACGGGAAGUUCGAUCUUCUUUGGUGUCCUCGAUACCCUCAUGGUCCCCGUACUCAGCGCUGCCUUCUUGUUCUUCGCCCGGAACUGGGAUUACCACAAAUUGAGCAUUGCUUUUAGCGACAGCCGUCCUAGCCGGGAGACCGAUGCCGCAGCUGUGCUCAAAGAAAAUGCGCCCCAUGCGUCUGCAUAG
Molecule: messenger RNA, 846 nt
Organism: Aspergillus lentulus
Lineage: Eukaryota; Fungi; Ascomycota; Eurotiomycetes; Eurotiales; Aspergillaceae
Product: opsin family protein
Cellular component (GO): plasma membrane; endoplasmic reticulum
Source: RefSeq, a predicted model, not a curated record